AUGGGGGCGAUCCGGCCCAUCCCGCCCAAGAAGGCCGUCCAGUGGAGGGCAUACGACGGCCUGCUGGCUGGCAUCUUCAAGAAGUGCGUCGACACGUGGAGCUGGAUCAAGGGCGGCCAGGACUCCGUGAAGUUCCUGGCGGAGCUCAUCCAGGAACUCCGCGACUACGAGGACACGAUGGGCAACCGCCAGGGUAAGCGGAAGAAGCAGCGCACUGGCCCGGAGUCAGCGGCGGUGGUGGGCGGCGACGACGAGAUGAGUGACAAUGAGGUCGUGGUUGUGGAGGAUGACGAGAGCGCUGGCUCUAAGAAGGCCGACUGGUUGAGCUAUCUGGCCCAGUGUACUGCACCCAGCCUGCUCAGCCGCCCCGAUCAGCAGGAAGUGCACGGCAAAGGCGGUGACGACCUGCAGUGGACCUGGCCUGACCAGCCUGAGGAAGAGGAGAAAAGGGUCUACGCGGAGCGCAAGACUGCUGGCGAUUCAGACGAGGACGCUCAGAAGGCAGCUUCAGAAGCCGCGGCGACCAAGUCGAAGGCUCUGAAGGAAGCAAAGAUGGUGAAGAGCCAGGUCAAGAAGAACCAGCCACAGUCGGCGGCGGCGGCUAUCGAUGCUCCGGAAACGGCGCCUCAGAACAACACCCAGUACUACGAAGCGCUCAUCGACGCCGUCAACGUGAUCCUUCAGUGCCCCACCUUCGUUGACCUUCAGCCGCUGCCGAUCAACACCAAGCCGGGAGAAGACCAGUCAGGAGUUCAGGCAGUUUUCGACCCACGGGAGUGCAAGGCAGCAUUGACGAAGGAAGGAUGCUACAGGGCCGCGAUCAACUUGAUGUGGAUUGACCCAUUUGGGUCCACAACGCCCACAGUACCGCUCAGUGUGGAGAGGGUCCGGGAACUCGGGCAAUUUGCUUGUCCCGCCGGGGAUGCAAAGCACUUGACCGAGAACUUCACAGUCGCGGUCGACAGCCUGGACCAGGACAUGCUGGAUAGCAAGGGGAAGUGGAAGGCUGUGAGCCCGGAGGAAAUGCAGCACGCCCUGCUGUUCACCUUAGCGGAUGUCAUCAAAAACCAGGCGCCUGAUGAGAAGCUUGCUGCCUGGCGCCGGGUCUUUUUGUCGGCGCCGGCAGUGUUCACAGUGGUGGGCGGGGGAGACAGCUUGUACUGGCACAGCUUCCACCGGAGGCAGCAAGUGGUGCAGACUUACGACUCCCUCAAGAGAAGCGCUCGACAACUCGCUUUUGAGGUGACUGCCUUCAAAAACAAGAAGGAGUCCGAGGCUGGCGAGAGACUUGGAGUUAAGGAGGUGCAAGACAUCUUCCGGUCCAAGGCCCUCAUGGCGAAAUCCUCCGUGAAAGGCGACAUGGCGGAUGGAUUCGUGAAGGACUGCCUGUUCGUCUAUGAGAAGUUGCUCGUGGACACAACCUGCAACGAGGUGCUGGACAAGUUGGAGAGCAAGUAUGGCUUGGAGUCGCCAUUGAACUCCCUUCAGCAAUGGAUUCUGAAAGUGAUUUGCGACAUGGUGGAGGGAGGAGCGCUUGAGCGCGAGACCAUCACCAAGACCUACCUCGCUGGGACGCCCACAGCCGCAUCGCUGGUCGAGCUGUUGAAGCUGAAGCGAACUGUGGCGCAUCACUUUUUGCAGGUGGAGAUGCCACGCAGCCAGUUCGACACUCAGGACCUUGCCAAGAUCCACUCGAAGAUCAUGACGAUUUGCAGCUACCGGAAAUACGUGACCGCUGCUAACCUUGAAGGUCCAUCUGAAGUUCAAUGGAGGUCUUCGUUGAAGCGCUCCAGCAUGCUUGUGCUGAGGUUGAUCGAGGACAUCCUGUACACGACGACGCUCAACGGCCCCUUGAUUGCUCUUCUGAAGAAAGGAAAGGGAGCCAACCCGCUUGAGCUGCUCGAGAUCGAGACGUUCAGUCUACGAUGGAAGGCUUGCGUGGCAGCAAAAGACAAUGAACUAGCUGCAGAGAAAGCGCUCUACAAGGCGGCCGAGGAGGAGCAGGACGAGCAGGACGAGUGCACGAAGAUCGCGCAGGGCAGCGUGGCUCCGCAGCCUUCAAAGUACCCCAAGGGCUCGGCUGAGCAUUGGACAGCGACGGCAGCGCAACAGGUUGCGAUCUAUGUGUCGUUGCGGGCCGAGCCUCCAACCCAGUCUGCCGUUGCCCGGGCCGUAGGGGAUAGCGGCCUGAAUGGCGACCUCCGCGGCGUGCAGGGCAAGAGCGGUGUCAUGAUCCACUUUGACGCCAACCUGUUUGCAGAGGCCGCCAAAAGGCCUGACCGAAGGUUUCCGCCACUGAGCCCAGCCCUCAUGAAAAAGUUGAUCCACGGCAGCAUCAAGGGCCGCGGCGGCCUGGCGAACAAGAAGGUGGCAGAGGAUCACUUCGACCGUCCAAUUGACGGAGACUUCAUUUUCUUGAACGAUGCUGGGCGGAACGUGCUGGAGAGCCUCUUGGCGCCGUUCAAGUCGAAGGAUGGCAAGGGGGCCUUGGCGCACUACCUGGAGCACACGGAGAUCACGCUGUGCCUCAGCCAGGAGUCAAUGGAAGGAAAGAAGAAACUGAACCGCGGCAUGAUCAACCAGAUUCAGCGCUGGCACGUGAUCAGCACCGAGCCCAUGAAAGAGAUGUACGGAGACAAGAUGAUGGGCGCAGAUUCUGCCGAGGACCCAAAGGAGAAUGAAGAACAGCAGCGAGACGGUGACUCUUAUGAGCCUGCCUUCUUCAACCACUUGCCGGUGACGCUGUACUCAGACGCGUGCUGGAUUGCACGCCAGGCGCAGGAGAUCUGGCCAAGGCGGCCUUGCUGCGGAGGAUUCCUUACAUGGCCCUGA
Molecule: messenger RNA, 2832 nt
Organism: Effrenium voratum
Lineage: Eukaryota; Dinophyceae; Suessiales; Symbiodiniaceae
Source: the annotation of a GenBank genome assembly